This is a messenger RNA of Meloidogyne enterolobii, 570 nucleotides long. NCBI's taxonomy places the organism in Eukaryota, Metazoa, Nematoda, Chromadorea, Rhabditida, Meloidogynidae. The record is from the annotation of a GenBank genome assembly.
AUGUAUACCCCCCAAUAUUUCCGUCAUUGGAGACGUUCAUUAGCAACUACAACCCCUGAAGAUGACAAAAAAGAAUUUGGGGGUGAAGAAGAAAGAGAAGAUUCUUUAAAAAGUGAAGAUAACAAAACUGACAGUUUUUUAAAGUCUUCAGAAAUUUAUUCAAAAAAUACAAGGGGAAAAGAUGAACAAAGCCUUAGAUUAGCCGGAUUAAGAAGAAAUUCUUUACUUUUGUUGUUUAUUUGGUUAGGGGUUGUUGCUACGUUGGCUUUAAUAUUGCUUAUUCUCAACAUUUCUCUCGUGCUAGUUUUACAAAUGUCCCCUCAAGGAAUGCGUUCUUUACGUAUUUAUUCUUAUACAAACCCAAAGACUGGUUAUUCUGAACCUGCCGUUCAUUUUUCUGCUGAACAAACUCAUUUGGGACAGGUUGUGGCAAAUAGUGGUAAAGUACUUGGACAGAGGGGAGUAAAUGUAGGUCAAAACAUUAUUUUUACAAUUCAAGUUUAUUUUUGUAAAGUUUAUUUUCAUAUGCAAUUUGCACACUUAAGUUACAUUCUCAACUUAAGUUUGUAA